Messenger RNA from Cryptomeria japonica (Japanese cedar), 1691 nucleotides. RefSeq names its product protein CANDIDATE G-PROTEIN COUPLED RECEPTOR 2. Gene Ontology annotation, molecular function: G protein-coupled receptor activity. Gene Ontology annotation, cellular component: plasma membrane. Bases 472 to 1311 code for a protein of 279 amino acids. The transcript has 6 exons. Lineage: Eukaryota; Viridiplantae; Streptophyta; Pinopsida; Cupressales; Cupressaceae. Gene Ontology annotation, biological process: G protein-coupled receptor signaling pathway. The record is from RefSeq and is a predicted model, not a curated record.
CGAAUCUCCAUGCCCAAAACAAAAGGUUAAAGGGCGUGCACAUGCAAUUUUAAACUUCAUAGAUCUAGUAGCAAAUUAGACUGCUAUAGAAUCCCUGUAGAUAUUUUUAUUUUGUAAAGGUUGCGUGUCUUUAUCCUCUGCAAAUAUAUAUUACAUUUUCCUAUACAGUCGACAUUCAUAACCCGACAAGAAGUUGAUUUUCGAAGAGACGUACAAACGACACCACACAUAAUUUGUUUUCAGACAUCCAACAUUUAUAAAUCCGGAAUCGCGUUCUCGAUUCGACUAUGCGAGGAAGCUGGAGACGAUUAGUUUGAUAAAGACAUCUGUUUUCUCUCGAGUGGAAAUGCAGGAUAACAGAAAUCAGAAAGGGUUGCGAGUUGAAUUGCGGUGAAAUUUGAAUAAAGGAGCGAGAAAGAAGAUAAAGGAGGCAGAGGGCAUAAACAUAAUUAGUAUUAUUAUUAUUGGAAGAUGCAGUGGUUGGUGAACGGGAAUUCUAAGUAUGGGUACGGGAUGUGGUAUGACAUAGCUGUGAUAGCCCCUUCGGUGGCGUUUCUCACGUUUCUGGUGUUGCAAAUGAAGAGCAGUCUGGAAAAAUUAAGGCGAAGCGGAUCAUCAUCAUACAUCAUGGCCUCCUGCUACGCCUUACUUUGGCUCGUCGCAAUUUUUAAUCUCCUCUGGUGUUUACUUCAGGUAUGGCAGGGUCUUCCUUCACAAGCCACUGCAUUUAAUGUGCUGUCUUUGGUAACAAGAUCUGGGAUGCUGCUUCUGGAAGUCAGUGUGGUGGUGUUUUUAUUACAAGGAAAUCAUGUCAGGGGAUGGGAUGCUUUGCUGCAAUCUCUAAUUUUAUCAAGCAUCAUUGCUGGCAUCGAUGUCACUGUGAAGGCAAUAUACAUAUUUGGUUAUGGUGUGCCUCUGUUCAUUGAUGGCAACGAUGUAGGAGAUUGGCACAAGUGGGGGUUUUGGCUUGUACAUAAGCUCCUGCUAGUUGCUGUUUAUGCUUCUAUUCUAUGUCUGCCUCACACCAAAUGGCAAAACAGAUUACCAGCUAAGCCAACUUUUUACAACUAUAUUUGUGCACUCUUUGUCCUGAAUACAACAUCUGCUCUUGGCUGUGGCUUGCUGGCAUCUGGGAUUGGCUUUGGAUACUGGAUCUAUGGCAUUACAAAUAUCUGCUACCAUGCUUUCUAUCCUCCUCUGCUAUAUGCAACUUUUCUUAGGGACUUUUUCCAGGAAGAAGAUUUGCACUUAGAGGAUGUAUAUUACUCCGAAAUGAAGGAUGCUGGAUUCUUUGAUGCUGACUGGGAUUGAUUAUUAACUUCUUGAAACAUUAUGAUUUGUCCUAAGCACAGGAAUAAGUUCUACCUGUUAAGAUUCUUCUUUGCAAUUAGUAUGUAUUUGUAUGAGCGUAGUUGAUAAUAUUUGUUGUUUGUAUGCAAUGUGAUCUGUGGUCAGUUGUUUCUCAAGUAUAUAUAAGUUCACCCUACCAUCCUCUUUCUCUCUCCCUCUCUCUUGUGUGCAUGAUGGCAUAGUUCCCAUUAUAUAGUAAAUUGUUCAAACAUUAUUGGUGCAGAUUCAAAGCAAUAGUUGACUAGGCCUCAAGUUUGGAUCACAGAUAAAUUCUGGUUUCCCACAGUGAAGACUAAGCAAUAGUUGACUCUAUUUCUAUAUGGCAACUUUUCAUUUCUUAA